AUGGAAAGCUUUGCGAAUCGUUACGAAUCAAAAGGCAAGACGUUUGAGCCAAAUGCUGGGCACAAUAACAACACAGAGCUGCUUGAUCAUCGAUCUCUUGGUAGAAAUUUGGGGAUGAUGCAGCAGUAUAAAUUUUUUGGGUCAGCAUCAUUUUCACAAAUUCAGAGAAGCCCUUUGUUUUCGUCAUUGAAUUCCGAAGAUGUCAGCUACUUCAAGGAGAUAUUAGGUGACAAAAACGUGAUUGAAGAUGAAGAGAGGCUCGAGACUGCAAAUACAGAUUGGAUGCAUAAGUACAAGGGAUCUAGUAAGCUGAUGCUCUUGCCCAAGAACACAGAAGAGGUGUCUCAAAUACUGAAGUACUGUGAUUCGCGGAGUUUGGCUGUUGUUCCUCAAGGAGGAAACACCGGUCUUGUGGGUGGAAGCGUGCCUGUCUUUGAUGAGGUGAUCAUCAAUCUUAGUUUGAUGAAUAAAGUCUUAGCCUUUGAUGAGGUUAGCGGUAUCUUGGUGUGUGAAGCAGGAUGCAUUCUGGAAAAUCUGGCAACUUUCCUCGACACGAAAGGUUUUAUUAUGCCUCUAGACUUAGGUGCAAAAGGAAGCUGUCAUAUCGGUGGAAAUGUUUCAACUAAUGCUGGUGGUUUGCGACUUAUCCGUUACGGCUCUCUUCAUGGAACCGUAUUGGGUGUUGAAGCUGUCACAGCAAAUGGCAAUGUGCUUGACAUGCUUGGGACUUUACGCAAAGAUAAUACUGGUAGUGAAGGAUCACUUGGUAUUGUAACUAAAGUUUCUAUACUCACACCACCAAAGUUGUCUUCUGUAAAUGUAGCCUUUAUCGCAUGCAACGAUUAUCUCAGCUGCCAGAAAAUUCUUGUUGAAGCAAAAAAAAACCUUGGAGAGAUACUAUCCGCGUUCGAGUUUCUUGAUAACAGUUCCAUGGAUUUGGUACUUAACCACUUAGACGGCGUACGUAAUCCGAUUUCCUCUUCAGAUAACUUUUAUAUUCUGAUUGAGACAACGGGGAGUGAUGAAACUCAUGACAGGGAGAAGCUUGAAGCUUUCUUGUUAAAAUCACUAGAGAAAGGUUUAGUUUCUGAUGGUGUAAUCGCUCAAGAUAUUAACCAAGCAUCCUCAUUUUGGCGCCUACGAGAGGGCAUAACAGAGGCCUUACAGAAAACAGGAGCCUUUUACAAGUAUGACUUAUCCUUACCGGUUGAAGAGAUUUACAAUCUUGUCAACGAUCUUCGAGAGAGAUUAGGUGACUUAGCAAAUGUUAUGGGAUAUGGUCACCUUGGAGAUGGGAAUCUGCAUUUAAACAUCUCAAUCGCGGAAUAUAACGAGAAAGUUUUAGGUUUAAUAGAACCGUUUGUCUAUGAGUGGACAUCAAAGCACCGUGGAAGCAUCAGCGCAGAGCAUGGAUUAGGUGUUAUGAAAGCUGAAGAAAUCUUCUACAGCAAAUCACCAGAAACCGUUGCGUUAAUGGCUUCUAUUAAAAAGUUGCUGGACCCUAAGGGAAUUCUUAAUCCAUACAAAGUUCUUCCUCACUCUGCCUUCUCUCCCUAA
Messenger RNA from Thlaspi arvense, 1557 nucleotides. NCBI's taxonomy places the organism in Eukaryota, Viridiplantae, Streptophyta, Magnoliopsida, Brassicales, Brassicaceae. The record is from the annotation of a GenBank genome assembly.